This is a messenger RNA of Acyrthosiphon pisum (pea aphid), 3299 nucleotides long. RefSeq names its product Sarcolemma associated protein (gene Slmap). Lineage: Eukaryota; Metazoa; Arthropoda; Insecta; Hemiptera; Aphididae. The record is from RefSeq and is a predicted model, not a curated record. The transcript has a single exon. The coding region runs from base 77 to 2173 and encodes 698 amino acids. Gene Ontology annotation, molecular function: protein binding.
GGUAACUUAAGACUAUAUAUUUAUAGUAACAGUCAUUUAGGUAUAAAAACUCAAAAAUGUACAUUAACCAACCGUGAUGAUUGACAUUAUGAAUUACGACACAAUAACGGUAAUCAGUUCUGUUUGCAAAGCAAUCCUUCAGUAUUGUGCCAACUCGCAUCCGUUUGAAGAGCGUACACUCGCCCUUGAUCAACCAGUCAAGAUUGGACGUCUGUUGGCUAAAGCCAAAGUAAGUCCUCACAAUGGGAUUUUUGAUUGUAAAGUCUUGUCGAGAAACCACGCCCUGCUAUGGCACGAAAAUGGAAAAUUUUUUUUACAAGACACAAAAAGUAGUAACGGCACGUUUGUUAACAACCACAGACUCAGUAAAAGUGGUGAAGAGUCUAAACCACAAGAAGUGUUUAGUGGAGAUGUGGUCCAGUUUGGUGUUGACGUGAUUGAAAACUCUAAAAACAUAUCUCACGGCUGUAUUACAGCUGUAUUAAAAUUAUUUCAUGCUGACGGUACAGAGGCUAAAUCUAACCCUGUCGAAAAUUUUAUUAGUGAUGUAUCUACUCAAGAUUUAUACACCAUAGAUGCUUAUAUACGAGAUGCAAUGCACAGGGAAGCCAAUUUAGAAAAUAAAUUAUUUAACUUGGAAAGGCUGUUAUCCAACAUAAUUGGGGAAACAGAUAAUAGUUGGAAAGCCCUCGUUGCUGAGGAUCGUUUAUUAUCCAAAAUUGAAUUUUUAGAAAAUCAACUGCAGUACUACAAAAAGGAUCAUGGGGAAGAUGAAAUGAAACAGGAAAUAUGUGAUUUAAAACAAUAUAAAUUUUCAUACCAAGGAAUGGCUAAAGAUUGUUUAAAAAAAGAAAUGGAAGAAAAAUUGAAAUUGAUGCAGAAAUGUCAAGAAUUAGAAAAUCUGUUGAAACAUUCCAUAACUGAACAAAGUGCAUUGAUGAAGCAUCUGAAUGAUGCACAAGAUGAAAUCAAAGAAGUGUGUUCUAAGUUAAAUACAGAAGUUGCUAAUCAUGAAAAUUGUAUGAAAGAAUUUGAUGCAUCAAAAGAAUUACAUGAAACCGAAUUAAAAACCCUACAAGAAUCAAAAAAUGAAAUAGAAAUUAACUUUAAUAAUAAAUGUGAAGAAAUCGAAAGAUUAAGAGCGGAAAUAGCUAAAAUGAAUUAUGAGAUCAAUACACGCAAUGUGCUUCUUUUGACCUUACAAAAUGAACAUGAGCUUACUGAAGAUAUUUCUCUUAAUAAGUACUUUAAUGAUAUAAUGUCGUAUAUUGUACAUAUAUUACAAGAUCGUCAGACGUAUCUAAAUCAAAUGAACUCUCUACAAAGUCAAAUGCAAAAACACAUAAAACAAAAAGCUGACUUAGAAAAUCAAGUAUGCCAGUUACAGACAGAACUUGAUCUUAAUCAUGAAUUGUUAGUGAACUGUUCCAAGAUUAAAAAUGUGAAUGAAACAGAUAAUACGGAUCCUGAUCAACUAAAAAUGAUUAUAUUGAAUGAUGAUAGUUUAAAAAAUAUUGAUGUUAUAUCUAAAGACAUUGAGAUUCAGACAGAUUUUUAUAAACAGAAAUCUGAUGUCAUUGAAUUUAGACUAUCUGAAGCAAAAGAUGUACUGCUGGACUGUAUAACUAAUUUGGAUGAUCAAGAAUCCACUAUAAAACAUCUUAAAAAAGAGAUUUCUUGUAAAGAUAUUGUACUAUUGUUGAUGUCUGAAUAUUUAUGUCAGGUAUCAAGUAUUGACUCUAAUAAUUUACAAAAUGUGCCAGACAUACUACAAAAAAAUCUUUGCUCUUUCAGUAACUCAAAAGGUCUUGACCAUUGUUUAGAUGAUUUAAAAGUAUCUCAAAUUGAGAGUUUGAAUACAUCCCAAAUACAGAAAAAUUCUAUUGUAAACGAAGUCGUGAUACAAGAAAUCAGCUCUGAUACAGUGGACACUAAAGAAGAUUCAGUAUUUGACCAAAAUGAAUUAGAACAAAUUCGUAAUGAAUAUGAUUUAUGUCUAACAGAAAAAAACAAUCUGAAAUAUGAAUUAGAGCAAAUCACAUUGAGAUGCAAAGAGUUAGAACAAACUCCAAAUUUCCACUUGUUUUUCGCGUUACCAUCAAUAGUAUUAUUUUUAGUCAUAGUAAUUAGAUUUUAUUCUUAUUUAUCCUAUUUAACAGGAACAUCCGAAUAAGUGCAAUUAACAAUAUUAUUUAUAAUUUUACUGUUAUUAGUUUUAAAACUGAAAUGAUUUUUGAGCUCAGGUAUUCUAUAAACUACCGUCAUAAACAAAUAUUUAUAUUAAAUUAUAAAUAUAAAAGUAAAUCAAAACAAAUCUUAGUUAAAAACAAUAACACAAUUUUAUCAACUGUGAAGCUGGAUCACAUCUCUUUUAAAAUAAUUAAAUUUAUCAUCCAGCUUUCUGUUAUAUUUGCCAUUAGUAGUUAUGUAUUUUUUUUUAAUAAUUAUAAACUGAUAUUACUUAAUAUGUGAUUCCAUCCAUAUAAUAUAUUUUUUGAAAUUAUACAUGUUUUUUUUACUCAAACUUAAAAGAUAAAAUAUAUAUAUAUUUAUACAUUUAUGCUUAUUGGUUUUUUCAUAAGCCAUUAAUUAAUAUCCUUACAUUUUCGAUGCUAUGAAAGUAUUAAAACUUAUUUUUUUUCUUACAUUAAUUGUUUAACUUUUUGUUAUAAUUUUCUUAGCUUUUCGUUGUUUUUGUUGUUCCCUUAUGCAAAAUUGAUCUAUGAACUAUAUAUCCUAUUAUUAUGACGCUAAAUUAUAUUUAUUAUUUUUAAAUAAUCGAGUUUUAUAGUUUAAGAUCUGUAAUAGUUUAAUCUAAGAAUUUUUAAAACUAUUUAAUAUGUUUAAAAUUUAAACUAUUUAAACAUGAAAUAUUGUAUUGCAUUAAAUUACUUUUAAAUUAAAUAUUGAUUUACUACAAUAUUUAAGUCUUAGUGAUUUCUGUUAGUAUCAAUACAUUUUUAAUUAUUUGAGAUUGUUUUAUAAGUAUGUGUAAUUAAAAUGUGUUAUAAGACAAUGUAGUAUGUGUAAAUUCUAUUCUCAAAAAUACUGGGUUAUUUCGAAGGCAUGAAUGCUAUUGAAUUUUAUUUCAGUACUUUUUUUUAUUUAUUUAUUCAUCUAAUAUAUUUAUAUUGCCACAUUAUUAUUUUUUUUUUUUAAAUAACUUGUAUUUAAUGGAAAUUAUGUACUCAUUGACUGAACCAUCGAAAUCCAAUUAAUACUGUAAAAAUCUAUAUGUUAUAGUUAAUGUUGUAUGUUAUUGAAUUAUUAUAAACAUAAAUCAUUUUAGUCAUUAAUAA